AUGUGGCGUCGUGGUCAGUGUCUGCGUGCCCCUCCAAAAGUGCUCUGCUUGACAAUGAUCCCCGGUGGCGGGGCAAUGACGCCGGCGCUGCAGCAGCUUGGGUACACCCCAUACACCUUCCAGCACACCUUCACAGAGGGUCGUGUGAAUACACAUCCACAAGAGUGGUGCAUGGUGCUGGAUAAACAAAAACCGUUUAACCCCGCCAUUCUUGAAGUCAACCAUGGAGAAACAAGUGGCGAUCGGAAGGGAUUUGACGCUCUUGUCGGGCCGCCAUGUACCUUGGCUUUUGAAGCAAUCUUGAAGGUGUGUCCUCUCAGUACCCGUAUCAUUCUUGUAGAGGAAACCGACAAAGACGCAUGGGCGAGGGAUGCAGCGGCCAUCUGGGACCCAUUGCUACGACAGACAGGACAGGCAGCAAAGCGGCAAGCCGGCGUCCACCUCCACCAGAUGGUCUUAAGGAUGACGAAGGGUAUGACAGGACCGAAUCGAAAACUUUUUGCAGCAACUACCUUGGAAAUGCUAGAAGAGCGUGUGAAGACUGUGGUGCCAAAAGAUAGGCUGCUUGUGUAUCGCUACGGAAGUGGCUGGGAACCACUUUGUCACUUUUUAUCCAAACCGGUCCCGUAUUCAAGUGACGCGGGUGUCAUUUCAUUUCCCCCAUAUGAGAGCGGUACUGAGUUAGCAGCAGACUUGAGUUAUCGUUUGCAGCGAGUGGAGCGGGUCGUGCUGUGGGUGACCUGCUUCCUCUUUGCUGCGUUGUUUGCUUUGUACACACCGCUCUAUACACAACUGCGCGAUAGUGUCGUGGCAUACUACGAUGAAUACCGUGAGGCCUUUGAGCCUGUUUUGCGGGAAAACGAGGGAAAGACGCUCUCGUUACGAAAGGCAUUGGUACUGGCGAAAAAUACCACCAUGUCCUUUGAAGAAAAGUGGCGUGCGCGUGGGGGUGUGAUUGGGGCAGCGGAGGAGGCAUUACGCAAAAUUGGCGAUAGCGGCCGCGGAUAA
Messenger RNA from Trypanosoma cruzi, 1008 nucleotides. RefSeq lists its product as uncharacterized. Bases 1 to 1008 code for a protein of 335 amino acids. The record is from RefSeq and is a predicted model, not a curated record. Lineage: Eukaryota; Euglenozoa; Kinetoplastea; Trypanosomatida; Trypanosomatidae. The transcript has a single exon.